CACUUAUGCAAAUCACUAUUCCUUGCUAUUUUGCGAUAGUUAUAAGCCCGGCGCACUAGCUGCAUACCUCUAUUAGCAAUUAGUAAGCGUUCUAGUAAUUGCGGUUUGUUCUCACCACGGUCGUGACCACCAAAAGAACACGUUUCACCUGGUUUUCUCAUCCUUUAUUCCUCUCUUUAGAAUGGCAGCUCUACCAGUCUCUGAUAUACGCCUUACUAAUCGCAGGAGCUUCCCUGCGUGGUACGCAGAGCUUAAAAUCAAUUCCACCUUUCGAAACGUAUGGCACCUCGUUAAUCCCGAUACUCCAGAAGCUCCUCACCUGCUCUCUGCAGACCCCCCCCCACCUCUCACGAUCGAUCAAAUGAUUGAGCAAUCGAAUAUCGAGCGAAACACUUCAUUGGCGAUAUGGGAUGCGGAUGGGAGGCCAGAAGCAGAGAAGGGAGCACGACUAAGAGCUCCACGUCCAGCUCGUUUUGACGAUAUCAAGGAGGAAUACUCGUUCAGGCUCAAGGACUCUCGGUAUCAGAAUAUCUGGGAUUGGGUACGCCGUACGGUAGAACCUGCUCUGCUCGUACCACACCUUGAGUUACUCGUUUCCCAGCAGAGGCUCUCUCUUCAGAAUGUCGAUUAUAACAGAAUUCUGGACCGUGGCAGAAUAGGUAGAGAAUCUCCUAUAGCCUGGAUUAAUGAUUGGUACCAAGCUCUUGUACGAGCUCAAACCUACCGAGUUGCAGAAGUCGAAGGAUUCCUGGCAAUCAAGGACUUUCUUCAAGUGCAACUCGCUUUGGUAAUUGAGGCUAAUGCGCUUGGAGAGAUCUUUGAGGCCCUGAUUCAGCAAAACGAACGCUCUUCACUUGCGAUCUUUGCUUCUCUCGCUGGACGAUCUGAUUCGCAAGGCCACUCGUAUCCUUGUAAGGAAACAAGAGCGGAAAAGCACCCGUGGAAGCCCGUUAAUUGCUCUAUUCUAGAGCUUGCAACUACUGGUUCCUGUACCAGGAAACUUGAUCUACAGCCUACGGACGAGCAAUUGAAGGCCGUACGAGAACGCUUGGCAAAGGGAUACGAGAAGCUAAGUAGGCAGCUUGAGAAGAAGGGUUGGAUGAAGAAUGGAGGGAAGUUACCAGGGGACUUUGAGUGUUAAUGGUGCGUACGAUGUGGUUUCCUGGCUUUGGGCUUGCAGAGCCGUCCGGAGCUGGAGCUAGGCUUUUUUUUGGGAACUGAGUGCACUGCCGGAGACGUCUGGGGACGCUCUGCUUCCUACCCCUUUUGGUUCUAUUAGCUUAAUAUAAGGCGUUAGGGAAUAACGGUUUCUUAGCUCUCAAUUAGGAGAGAUAGACCAUAUAUAUACACUCCUUUUGGCUAGGGGUGCUUCGUGGGAGUACUUUACUAGCUAUUUCCUUUGUAUAUAGAAUUAGAAGCCUCUGGGGGGUGUGUCGUAUAUACGGGUACUAGGGAGCUUAGCUUCGCUUACUCAGCGGCCCCUUUUAUUUAGCUAGAUCCAGAGGCUCCCUUUAGAGCUUCUUUUAAUCAGACAACCACUUAUACAAA
Molecule: messenger RNA, 1548 nt
Organism: Hyaloscypha bicolor E
Lineage: Eukaryota; Fungi; Ascomycota; Leotiomycetes; Helotiales; Hyaloscyphaceae
Exons: 5
Coding region: 182-1141 (319 amino acids)
Source: RefSeq, a predicted model, not a curated record